Ostrea edulis (European flat oyster) is the source of this 1439-nucleotide messenger RNA. RefSeq names its product perlucin-like protein. Gene Ontology annotation, molecular function: signaling receptor activity. NCBI's taxonomy places the organism in Eukaryota, Metazoa, Mollusca, Bivalvia, Ostreida, Ostreidae. The transcript has 4 exons. Bases 31 to 534 code for a protein of 167 amino acids. The record is from RefSeq and is a predicted model, not a curated record.
AAAAUGUGAUAAACUGGUCAGUUGCCCACCAUGCUCUGGAUCUACAUUACCACAUUCUUUGUCGGUGCCCUCGCACAACCAUCUUCCCAAAAUUGCGCGCACGGCUGGUUAAAGAGAGGAUCAUCAUGUUACCUGUACGUCACGCAUGUCGAUAACGACUGGACAGAAUCCGAGUAUUUCUGUCACAUGCUGGGUGCAAAACUCGUGGAGAUUGAGUCAAAAGAAGAGAACGACUUUCUGAAAGAACACGCAAAAACAGCACACCAACACGAGCAGUCCGGUUUCUGGAUUGGUGGAACAGACGCUGUUGUUGAGGACACGUGGGUUUGGAUGACGUCACAGACUGAAUUUUCCUUCUCGGACUGGGCGCGGAACUUUCCGGAUGAUUAUGAUAGUAAUGAGGACUGCGCUCACAUGUGGAGCGAUGUGGAUUUCUCAUGGAAUGAUUCCCAUUGUGACGAAAGAAUGAACUUCAUCUGCGAAAAACAGUAUGGCACUCUCAAUAAUUACGCGGAUUUUAAGGACAUCUUUUAAAAUUAUUGUGCACAUUAAAAGAAUUCAAAAUAUCUUUAAUUUUAAUCAAUGAUAUCUUAAAUUCUAUCAAAUUUCUAUCAAAUCGUGCAAUAUUUAAAUUAAUAAAUCUUCAAUUCAUUUGGUGAAUUAACAUUUGAUUUAUUGCACUCUGUAACUUAUGAUAUCUACAGUUCAGCAUAUCCACAGUUGAUGCUCUCUCUGAUUGAAAUAUUGAGCACAUGCACCCUCCACUAAAAAUUAGUAUAUGCAUAUAUAAUAUUUCCUAAUGUGUUCCGGGUGUAGUGUGCGCUAGAUGAUGGCGUGUGCUUGCCAAAAUGUAGUAGCGAAACGAAGAAAUGAAACGUAGAAUUGGCUGUAUUUGGCUUUAAUGUUCUUUUAUACCGAAAUCAAACAAGGAGAUAUUACUUUUCUGAAUUACUGCACCUAUUAAAUGAAUUACAGUGCUAUAGAAUGAGAUAGCAUUAAACAAAUGAGAUAAUGUGUUACUGGUAUAUCAUCAGGUGAAAUAUUGCGCAGGAAGGCAUUCAAUACGCGCAGUGAUUCAGUUGAUGAAGGAAAUAAUAAUUUAAAAUGCGCGUAAUUAAUUUAUCAAUUAGUGACUAUAUGUACAGUAAUUCAUUUGGAUACUGUAGAUUCCUUAUUUUACGCCAGUACUUUUUUCCAAAUUUUUUUUUUUUUAAACAUACAUACAGUAUAUACGUACAUAUAUUCUGCAAAGAAACUUGUACAAAAUGUUUAUAAGAAGCUAUCAAAGGUAUAUGUAUAUAUUCUUUUCUGAGAGAGAGAGAGAGAGAGAGAGAGAGAGAGAGAGAGAUGAAUGAGAUUAAUUAAGUCAUUAUCUAAUAUAUUAAAGGUCCAUAUAUAUUGCAAUUUAUAAUUUGUUUUAAACCAAAUAAAAAAACAAA